Messenger RNA from Brassica oleracea var. oleracea, 398 nucleotides. Its product is annotated as probable inactive poly [ADP-ribose] polymerase SRO1. The record is from RefSeq and is a predicted model, not a curated record. Bases 40 to 273 code for a protein of 77 amino acids. The transcript is spliced from 2 exons. Lineage: Eukaryota; Viridiplantae; Streptophyta; Magnoliopsida; Brassicales; Brassicaceae.
ACGCAGAUAAAUUUAUAAGAUUGCAGUGUAUCUACUUUGAUGCCUUACCCUCUGCUCUUCAAGGCAAUCUCAAGAAAAAUUGCUCAGAAAGACAUGGACUUGAUCACUGCUUAUUACCAACAACUUAGGGAGAAGAAGAUAUCUCGAGAGGGAUUCUCGAAGAAGCUGGGGAUGAUUGUUGGAGAUGAUCAUCUUCUGAAAACCACCAUUACAGCUCUUCAACGCUUGCCACACACUGCUAUGAAAAUGGAACCAGUCACAUGUAGCUGUUAAAGAUAGGGAUAGAAAAAUGUGUCGACUUCUUUGUGAUGUCUGACUUUAUAAUAAGAUUAAGACAAAAGGAACUUGUUUCCGUUUAGUGUACUCUUUGUGGAACUAAUCUCCAUUUUCCUGAUAUU